UUCCCCAACAAAUGAAAAAAUAAUGCCCUUGAACGAGGACUGAAACUGAACUAUCUAAGGAAAACAGAGUGAGCAAACACUGAGAGCCGAGGGAAACCAUCUGAUUAGCAGAGCUCCCCUUGGGCGCAGGUCGGUGCACAGCGUGGGCAGCAGGAAGGAGGCAGCUUCUCCCUGGUGGCGCUGCAGGACGAGAGCGCCAAGGCCAUGUCCACCACCACGUGCCAAGUGGUGGGUUUCCUCCUGUCCCUCCUGGGUCUGGCGGGCUGCAUCGCCGCCACAGGAAUGGACAUGUGGAGCACCCAGGACCUGUACGACAACCCGGUCACCGCCGUGUUCCAGUACGAAGGGCUCUGGAGGAGCUGCGUGAGGCAGAGCUCUGGGUUCACCGAGUGCCGGCCCUACUUCACCAUCCUGGGCCUUCCAGCCAUGCUGCAGGCAGUGCGAGCCCUAAUGAUCGUGGGCAUAGUACUGGGUGCCAUCGGCCUCCUGGUGUCCAUCUUUGCCCUGAAGUGCAUCCGCAUUGGCAACAUGGAGGACUCCGCCAAGGCCAAAAUGACACUGACCUCUGGAAUUGUGUUCAUUAUCUCAGGUGUGUGUGCAAUUAUUGGCGUGUCUGUGUUUGCCAACAUGCUGGUUACCAACUUCUGGAUGUCCUCGGCUAGCAUGUACAGCAGCAUGGGUGGGAUGGUACAGACUGUUCAGACCAGGUACACCUUUGGUGCAGCUCUGUUCGUGGGCUGGGUCGCUGGAGGACUCACACUAAUUGGGGGCGUGAUGAUGUGUAUCGCCUGCCGUGGCCUGACACAGGAUGAUACCAACUACAAAGCCGUGUCUUAUCAUGCCUCGGGUCACAAUGUUGGCUACAAGUCUGGAGGCUUCAAGGCCAGCACUGGCUUUGGUUCCAACACUAAAAAUAAGAAGAUAUAUGAUGGGGGUGCCCACACAGAGGAUGAGGGACAAUCUCCUCCUUCCAAGUAUGACUACGUGUAAUGUUCUAAGAUCCUUCAGAAUGGACAGAAGAAACCCUCCCCCAAGAGAGUUCACACCAAAACAAGGAGACUCUAUCUUGAUUCCUUAUUGCUUUUGACUCAGAGUCUGAAGUUAGAAAGACUUGAUUUCAUCUGUUCUGAGGCCAGAUGGUCUUGGCUACAUGUCUCUGUCUCUAAAUAGUCCAACACAAAACAGCUGAGUUAUCAUUUGUAAAGUAGAGGCCAUACAGUUCACAUUGUCCAAAACACUAUUUUUUAAUAUAACUUUUAAAAUCUGAUGAUAGAAUGUGGUUUGACUCCCUGACACUUUGAUUUAGAUAGACUCUUCCUGCUCCUUCUAUUUAAUAAACCCAUUGACCAUCUAUUUUCCAGCUUGUUAAAAGGAAAAAAAGAAAGUAGAUCCAAAGACAUUAUUUUCUGCUGUUUGAUUUUUGCCUCUCCCAUUCCCAACUGGCUCCUAAUAAACACUAAAUGGAGAAGAAAUGAUAGGGAAACGCGUCAUCUAUCCAGCCCACUCUCUUGAGUUUUCUUUGCUAUGACCUUAAAAGUUACUGGACCAAAGUGAUUUUCUAGUUGAGGCAACCAAACCUUUCUGCAUCUGUUGGCAUCUGCUAAUUCCAGCAAGAUCAUCCAGUGGGAUUCUGCAAGUCAGAAAUUGGGCCUAGGGGACUGAGAAAAGAAUGUUUUAUAAUCUAAGUGUAGUCGGAAAUCUAUUAGCAAAAUGAUUCUCUCCCCCCACCCCCGUGUGUAUUUGUGACUUAGCUUGACCCUUACACAUAGAUAAGAAGAAAAUGAAAAAAAUACUGUCUUUGACAUUGUCUAUAUUGUACUACUUUGUGAAGUCACAUACAAGUCCAAAUUCCACAAAAAGCUCGCUGAUUCUAAUUCUUCCCUUCUGAGGCCUCCGAGCCUGAUUAUACAUGAUAAUAAAUGAAAAUCAUGUAAAAGACAAAUAAUGGAACGCAGAAAUUCCUAGGAAGUGGCUAAAAAUAAGUUCCCCUAAAAAAAUGGUGAGACUGAAUUUAAUGUUUUGUGUCCACACUAGCAGUUGACAGUAGCACUUACACUAAGAGCUGUUCCUUUCACUAAAUUGAAAUAUUUGGGUUGAAAUAUUUGAGCUGUAGGCUGAACUGAGAGUUCUUUGCAGCCACAUCCCUGCCCAGUGCUUGUAUCACUGCCCUUUUGAACAGAAAACCUUAACUCCUUCUUCCAGGACACCAGAACCUCAUCCCAGCACCAAAGCCAGAACAGGCUCCCUUAGAAAUGGAGGUAAAGGCAAUCUGAAAGCCACCAAACCAGGGAGGAGCAGUGGCACUGGAAGAAUCUGACUUUGGGAUUAUUAUUUAGAGGAAAAGAAAAUCCUUACAUCAAUAGUGCCUAAGAAAGUGGCCUCUAGGGGGCUUGAUGAAUACUGAGGGGUCUUCAGGUUAAAUGGACCAUGCUGGAUAAAGACCAGAUCAUGGCCCAUUAAAAUGGAAGGAGUAGGGCUGGGGUUGUGGCUCAGUGGUGGAGCGCUUGCCUAGCAUGUGUGAGGUACUGGGUUCAAUCCUCAGCACCACAUAUAAAUAAAUGAAUAAAAUAAAUGUCCAUCAACAUUUAAAAAAAUAUUUAAAAAAUAAAAGGAAGUAGUAGUUUUCACUAAGAGCCAGAGCAGUGAACUCAGAGACCCUCCCACUGUGGCAGUAAGGGUUUUAGGCCAAAUUGGAGAGACACUCCGGGAACUCAUGGCUUGAGGCAGAGUAUGAACAGAUAGAUAAUCCAAUUUGAGAGAAGGUGGGGGAAGGAGGAGGAAAUAAGAAAUCUAGGGCAUGGAGACUUUUAAGGUUCUCAGGAACUGAGUUGAAGGCACAAUUUCUGACUUGCAAUAGGAAGAAGAAACCCCAUUAGAUAAUCUUGCUGGAAUUAGCAGGUUCAUCCCUGCAAGAUGAAGGCCAUGGGUCACAAGGAGCUUUCCCCUAUCACCAGAAAGUCCCUGAUCAGGUCUGAGGCUGAAGGCUCAGUUGGGUUUUCAUUUGGCACAUUCUCUAUUCAACACUUAAUUGUUUGAAAGCCUCCAUGUAGUUAGACUGUGCUUUAUAAUUUUGUUGCUCUUAUUGUAUAUGCAUUGAAUAUUGACCUGCAUGUUUUGUUACUCAAGUAUUAAAAACACCGUUAUCUGCC
Sciurus carolinensis (gray squirrel) is the source of this 3149-nucleotide messenger RNA. It is a transcript of the gene Cldn18, whose product is annotated as claudin 18. Gene Ontology annotation, biological process: cell adhesion; bicellular tight junction assembly. The record is from RefSeq and is a predicted model, not a curated record. The coding region runs from base 205 to 990 and encodes 261 amino acids. Gene Ontology annotation, molecular function: structural molecule activity. Gene Ontology annotation, cellular component: bicellular tight junction; plasma membrane. NCBI's taxonomy places the organism in Eukaryota, Metazoa, Chordata, Mammalia, Rodentia, Sciuridae. The transcript has 5 exons.